This is a messenger RNA of Fomitopsis serialis, 631 nucleotides long. RefSeq lists its product as uncharacterized. NCBI's taxonomy places the organism in Eukaryota, Fungi, Basidiomycota, Agaricomycetes, Polyporales, Fomitopsidaceae. The transcript has a single exon. The coding region runs from base 195 to 533 and encodes 112 amino acids. The record is from RefSeq and is a predicted model, not a curated record.
GUAGCGCGAGCAGGAAGUGUCAAACGGGACCUUGGUACGCCGAGAACACGCACACCCAUUUUCAUAAUACCCUAUCAAGAGUUCGUCGGUCUUCUUACAUACAUAACCGCCCAAAGACACGGACAAGCCGCGUGGAAGCGUCAGAUUGCCCUCUGAUUUUGUAAUAGACUAUCAGUCCCUCGAUCCUCCACAAUAUGCAGUCGGUACGAUUGGACGCCUCUCCCGCUGGCGCGCGUCUCCGGUUCCUACGGUUCAAAACUGGCUGGGAGCUCGAGGGUUGUCUUCUCCCGGCGUCGCCUUCCGACGUCCCGUAUCGCCGCACACCAAAGCGCGACCUGCCUCUCUUCGACGGAACACCUGUGCCUCUGCACCAUAAACGGUGCUCGCCGAACUCGUCCCUCCCAUCGCUGCGCGCCCCACGUCCGACGCCACCGCAUUGUGCGGCACCAACCUCACCUCUCCGCUAUGCCGCCAUGUGGGUCGCACUGGCGUGUUAUGCGCUCCGCGGUGAAGUGAUUGUCAAUCUGGGGUAGGCACCCGGGUUAGGUGUACGCGCUAAACGGCGAUUAGCCAAUGGCUAGGCUCCGUGACGGCAGUUUCGGCAGGAUCUUGACUGGCAAGCAUCGUGGCA